Molecule: messenger RNA, 1633 nt
Organism: Carica papaya (papaya)
Lineage: Eukaryota; Viridiplantae; Streptophyta; Magnoliopsida; Brassicales; Caricaceae
Gene: PIF7
Product: phytochrome-interacting factor7
Cellular component (GO): nucleus
Molecular function (GO): protein dimerization activity
Source: RefSeq, a predicted model, not a curated record
AUAGAAUAAAGGAGCAAGAGAAUUGAAAAGACAAAAGGAAAAGAGGACAGAAUCCAAAACUCAAAGCUGCAGGAGUGGAUGUGUUUGAAUAUUUUUAAAGAAAAAUACAGAAUCAUGAGUAAUCAUUUUGUUGUGCCGGAUUGGAAUGUAAAGCAGCAGGAACAACCACUCAAAGCCGAAGACGGCAGAGACAAUACUACUACUUCUCUUCACCAGCACUCCCACCGCAGCCACCUGCAACCCAUGUCAAACUAUGAAGUUGCAGAGCUAACAUGGGAAAAUGGGCAGCUAGCCAUGCAUGGGCUCCUUCCGCCGACAAAGCCCACAUGGGUUAGAUCUAACGGCACCCUCGAGUCCAUAGUCCACCAGGCUGCAUUUCAUGACCACCAACUUCCUCCGCCCAACAUCAUCCCUUCCAUGGUUGCAUCCUCCGGUACUGCAAGAUACGAAGAGAGCUCCGGCCAAGUUCCGGUGGUGACGAAGAAGAGGACGCGAUCGGAGUCCGGAACAUGCCUGAGAAAAAACUUUGAGGAAGAUGAUGGGAGAUUAAUGCAGUGUGCUAGUGCCAGUGGUACAUUUGGUAGAGAUGAUCAUGAUACCACCAUGAUGACUUGGGCCUCUUAUGAAUCUCCUCGGAGCUUGAAGAUGAAGGUCACUGAUGAUGAUUCUGCUUGUCAUGAUGGAUCCGGAAACCAAGAUGAAGACCGGGAGACCAGAGAGGUGACCGGACGUUCUUCUCUUUCAAGACGAAAUAUUCGAGCAGCUGCUACUCACAACGAGUCUGAAAGGAGGCGAAGAGAUAGGAUUAAUCAGAAGAUGAAAACUCUCCAAAAACUGGUACCCAAUGCAAGUAAGACGGAUAAAGCGUCAAUGCUAGACGAAGUGAUAGACUACUUGAAACAACUACAAGCACAAGUUCAGAUGAUGAGCAUGAGAAGCAUGCCUCAGAUGAUGAUGCAGCAGCAACUCCACAUGUCGAUGCUGGCUCGCAUGGGCAUGGCGGCUGCCGCCGGCGUCGGUCUCGCCAUGGACAUCAACCCAAUGGUGACGGCCGGAACUCCUUUUCCUCACCCAGCUGCUGCUUUGCCUUCCCUUCUCCAUCCACCUCAUGUCGCUGCCGCAGUGGCCAGCGCGGCUCCCACCUUCCUUCCUCCGACUCCCUUCGCCAUGCCGACCGCUCCGUUGCUCCGUCCUGUUGAUCAGCCAAAUAUUAAUCAAGAUGCCAACAACAAUGCCUCAUCAGUUCCCAUAAUGGCUGCUCCUUAUUCCUCUUUUCUUGCACAACAAUCGAUGAAUAUGGAGAUGUAUAAUAAAAUGGCAGCAAUGUAUCGGCAACAAAUGAAUCAGACGACACAGAGAACGGGUUGUCCUGCGCAGUCAAGCCGUGUUCAAGGAUCAGAUAACUAAUAAUUGAAGAUUAAAAGUAAUAUUUAAAGUCCAAUUUUUGAAAGCAUUAAUGUUUCUCCACUAAUGUUAUUAAUUUACUCUAGGACUAAUAAGCUAAAGUUUAUGUAUGCAUGUGUAUAUAUAUGUAUAUAUACCUUGUAUUUCAAUCGGUCUAUUUUCCAUUCAAUUCUUCCCUAAUUUAUUUGUAAUUCUAACUCUUGAAUAUCUAUGUAUAUUAAUCUCAUAA